This is a messenger RNA of Sorghum bicolor (sorghum), 2384 nucleotides long. Its product is annotated as cysteine-rich receptor-like protein kinase 10. Lineage: Eukaryota; Viridiplantae; Streptophyta; Magnoliopsida; Poales; Poaceae. The transcript is spliced from 7 exons. The record is from RefSeq and is a predicted model, not a curated record. Gene Ontology annotation, biological process: protein phosphorylation. Gene Ontology annotation, molecular function: ATP binding; protein kinase activity. Bases 24 to 2207 code for a protein of 727 amino acids.
UCUCUCGAAAAUCAGAAUCCUCCAUGGUUGUCGUGGCCACCUUGGUGGCUUUAACGCUCUUGAGCACCGCCGCCCUGCAGGCUCAGCCGCCAUGGCCGAUCUGCGAAACCAGCAGCGGUAACUACACCAAGAACAGCACGUACAAAGCAAACAUAGAAUACCUAGCCAGCUUCCUCCCACAGUACGCGUCCUCGAAUCCCAACUACCUCUUCGCCUCCGGCUCCUCUGGCAUCUCCCCGGACGUCAUCUACGCAAUCGCGCUCUGCCGUGGCGACACCAACGCCUCGUCCUGCGCCACCUGCGUCGCCGCGGCUAUUCAGGCAGCCGGGGAGGUCUGCCCGCUCGUCAAGACCGUGACAAUCUACGACGACCCAUGCAUCGUCCGCUUCAGCGAGCAGGGCUUCCCCAUCAGGCCUCCCUACGACACAGGGAUGACGAUCACCUGGAACUACGAGAAUCUCAGCGCCGCCGUGGCGCCGUCUUUCGAAGCAGCCACCGCUCGACUCGUCAACGCCACCGUAGAGUACGCGGCGGCGGACCAGACCACCAGGCGAUUCGGCACCGGGGAGGCGCCCUUCGACGACGAGGAAUUCCCCAAGAUUUACUCGUUGGCGCAGUGUACGCCGGACAUGACGGCCGACCAGUGCCGGAGCUGUCUCUGGUACAUAAUUGGGAGGUUCACAAAGGAAUUUUUCGCCGGGAAGAAAGGCGGUCGAGUUCUCGGGGUGCGCUGCAACUACCGGUUUGAGACGUACCCUUUCUUCUAUGGCCGCCCGCUACUGCAACUCCAGCCGCCCAACGGGCCGUCGCCUGCACCAGCGUCUCAAGCCACCGGAGAAGGAAUAACUGACAAUAGAAGUAAAGUUGUGGCCAUUGCAGUUCCUACAAUUGCUGCAGUAUUAAUUACCUUUAUAGCGUGCUGGUAUUGUUUAUGGAGGAGACGACGACUGGCGGCAAAAGCGCUACAACUAAAAUCAACUACUCCGGAUGAUAUUGAAAGUAUUGGUUCACUGCUUCUUGAUCUGUCAACACUACGAGUUGCUACUGGUGACUUUUCUGAACACAAAAGGCUCGGUGAAGGUGGCUUCGGUGUAGUAUACAAGGGAGACCUACCUGAUGGUCAGGAAAUAGCCGUGAAGAGACUAGCACAGACUUCCAGACAAGGGAUAGAAGAGCUAAAAACUGAACUACUUUUAGUCGCCAAACUGAACCACAACAAUCUUGUCCGGCUUAUUGGCGUUUGCUUGGAAGAAAAUGAAAAGAUACUUGCAUAUGAAUACAUGCCCAAUAGAAGCCUUGAUACAAUUCUUUUUGUGGUAGAUGCAGAGAAAGCUAAGGAGCUAGAUUGGGCACAAAGGUUUAAAAUUAUAAGUGGGAUCGCUAGAGGCUUACAAUACCUUCAUGAAGAUUCUCAACUGAAGAUAGUUCAUCGGGACCUCAAAGCAAGCAAUGUUCUGUUGGAUUCUGCUUAUAAUCCUAAGAUUUCAGACUUUGGCUUAGCGAAGAUAUUUGGAAGGGAUCAAUCACACGUUGUCACUAACCGCAUUGCUGGAACGUAUGGAUACAUGUCACCAGAGUAUGCGAUGCGUGGUCAGUGUUCAAUGAAGUCAGACGUGUUUAGCUUUGGUGUUUUGGUCCUAGAGAUCGUCACGGGGAGAAGAAACUAUGUCUCCUACAACAGUGAGCAAGAUGUUGAUCUUAUAAACCUUGUAAGUACUUCACAGGCAUACACAUGUCAAAUUCGGGACAGGCACUUAUUGCCGUCUCAUAAUCAGUGUGUAGACGUGUUUAGCUUUGGUGUUUUGGUCCUAGAGAUCGUCACGGGGAGAAGAAACUAUGUCUCCUACAACAGUGAGCAAGAUGUUGAUCUUAUAAACCUUAUAUGGGAGCAUUGGACCAGGGAUAAAGCCAUCAACUUGAUUGAUGCAUCCUUGAAUAGCAACUAUCCAGCUGACAUUGUGUUGAAGUGCAUCCACAUUGGGCUAUUGUGUGUCGAGCAAAAACCUACAGAUCGGUCGUUGAUGUCAGCUGUUAACUACAUGCUUAAUAGCAACGCAGCCGCCUGUCUCCCCCCUUUGUCCAGGCCAACCAUUUGGUUCCGUGAGACUGAUGAUGAACUAAAUCCAAAAGCUUCAAUUUCCUGGGGAAGAACCAAAACGAAAUCAUCGCGGAAUGAAGUGUCCAUCACAGAGAUCGAGUCCCGAUAAGCCUUGAGAGUUGGGACUUCCUAUUUUUCUUCUUCUGAAUAUUUUUUUUGGUUAUAUAAGCUCUGAUUUGACACGACUUCCUAUUUUGUUUCGUUAAGUGCCAAAUUCAAUUGUUAAAAUCAAAAUUGACAUGAUGAUAAUUGUUGAUAUGAUCGAUCAUGAUUUGAACAAUAUAUU